AUGACACUAUUGCACGCUAUCGCUCUACCCGGAGUAGCAACAGUCAAUCAUCAAGUUUCGCAUGUCAUGGAAAAUACUAUUGUACCUCUUUUGCAGGUCGAUGCUGAUGGUAAUGGGGAGAUUGAUUUCGAGGAGUUCUGUGCGUGCAUGAAAAAGUCUCAAAAAAUCAUAAAAUCUACAAAUGAGGAACUCAUAAGAGAGUGUUUUGACAUAUUUGAUCAAGAUCACAAUGGUAUAAUCACAGAAAGUGAAUUUAAGUACAUUGCGAAGGAGUUUGGAGAUUUCACUGAAGAAUUGGCUGAACGCGUUUUUCGUGAGCUGGACGUAUCUGCGAAUGGGCAUUUGUCUGCCGAUCAGUUCGCCACAAUUAUGGAGGAUUACCUGUUGUCGGAUUCCAGUAAACUUGAACAAGGUGAAGAAUGA
Molecule: messenger RNA, 423 nt
Organism: Strongylus vulgaris
Lineage: Eukaryota; Metazoa; Nematoda; Chromadorea; Rhabditida; Strongylidae
Source: the annotation of a GenBank genome assembly